GAAGUGCGUCAGCGACCUCCUCCCGGAAGUAUGCAGCCGUCAUCUGGUCCGGUAGCUUCUGUGUUGUAUGGGGGAGCUGAAUGGGCAACACGAAUGAUCAAUUUAAGUAAAUUUGUGCAUUUUUGUGGCGUGUAGAUGUCCGAAAGCACAGAGUGACGAUGCAGCUCCUCACUCCUCAUGUUUACUGGGCUCAGCGUCACGGAGAGAUAUAUCUCCGGGUGGAACUGAGCGAUGCCAAGAAUCUCGACAUCAGCCUGCAAGAAAACAACACACUUCAGUUCAGAGCACGAGGCCACGGAGCUAAAGGAGAUAAUGAAUACGAGUUUAGUUUGGAGUUCCUGGAACCUGUCAGUCCUGAGAUCAACCAUAAGUCCACCCAACGUCAGGUGGACAUCAAGAUCAGGAAGCAGGAGGAGCGCUGGUGGGACCGGCUGACGCUGCAGGAGAAGAAGCCUCUGUUUCUGGCUCCUGACUUCGACCGCUGGCUGGAUGAGUCUGAUGCCGAGAUGGAGCUUCAGGCUAAGGAGGAAGAGAAGAUUAACAGGAUAAGCGUGGAGUCGAGAGUUCGUAAAGACCCCUAUGUCGGCCUGAAGAAAGGCUACUUGUUCAUGUACAACCUGGUGCAGUUCCUGGGAUUCUCCUGGAUCUUUGUCAACAUGACAGUCCGACUCUUCAUUCUUGGUCAAGAUUCGUUCUACGACACCUUCCACACCACGGCUGAUAUGAUGUAUUUCUGUCAGAUGAUGGCCGUCCUCGAGGUCGUUAAUCCCUUGCUGGGUCUGGUUAAGACGGGAUUUUUUCCUGCUAUGUUACAGGUGGCCGGCAGGAACGUCAUUCUGUUCGUUAUCUUCGGCAGCCUGGAGGAGAUGCAGAACAAACCCGUGGUCUUCUUCGUUUUCUACCUGUGGAGCACCAUCGAGAUCUUCAGGUACCCCUUCUACAUGCUGGCCUGCAUCGGCACAGAGUGGAAGCUGUUGACGUGGCUCAGGUACAGCCUCUGGAUCCCGCUGUACCCACUGGGGGUUGUGGCUGAAGCGGUGGCUGUGAUUCAGUCUCUGCCCGUCUUUGACGAGACUCGUUUGUUCAGCCUCCCCCUCCCGGCGGCGCUGGGACACUCUUUAAGCUUCUCCUACACCCUGCAGCUAUACCUGAUCUUCAUGUUCCUGGGACUCUUCAUCAAUUUCCGACACCUGUACAAGCAGAGGAAGAGACGAUACCGCUCGAAGAAAAGGAAAGUCCACUGAAUGAUCAGCACACGCUGUGAACCGCCGUCCACUUCAGACAAAGCAGCUGUUUUAUUUUUGUCUAAUUGCCUUUACUCUUCUUCCUACACACACACACACACACUGACUGCAGGCCAGAUGUAUAAACGAUGCAUACAACAACUGUGUGUACACCCCCCCAACCACCACCACCACCACCACACACACACACACACACACACACAGUGUUUUCCAGUUUCACAGCUUGUGUUUUGAUGUUUGGAGCUGCUUCCCUGUUACUGGUCGUUUCAUUUGAUCCUGAGCACAAAGUCAAGCCUGUUUCAGUAUGAGCUCUGCAGAUUAGUCACUGAUUGACGUUUACUGCUGAUGAUGAUGGUUGAGGUGUUACCGUGGUGAUGACUUACAGGCACGUAUGAUGAGUUAAUGGUAUGGGCCCUGCAAAUAGCCACAGCUGUGAGUCACAUGUCAUGACAGCCGCUCUGUAUGAGAACCUCGCUGAUGACACACUGUGUCAAACUGCACUUUUUCUACUCUGACUGGAUUAAUGACUGCUGGAGCAGCAACACACAUCGAUAUUCCAACGUCGUGGUGUUUAAGGUCAUUUCUGUCUGUUUGUGUCUAAUUGUGUGCCUGUUGGGUGGUGAUCAGUACAUCAGCUAAAUGUACCCACGAAUCUACGCAGGGACAACAACAGUCAAGCAAGGAUUUUCACACCCCUGGCUGUCAGUAGCUUUAGACAACGUACCAUAGCGCCCUCUACUGACCAGCCACUUCUGGUCAGGAGUUUUGUGCACCUGGCCCUGGGCGGUGGUGAACUGGUCACUUUGUCCCUCCACUGGGUGAACUGGUAACCUUGUCCAAACCGGAUCCUGUAAUCCUUCUGCAGCAGCUCGAUGACGCACCGCCGACCGUCAGCUGAAAACUGUGUGCUGGUGGAUCCAUCGCUUUCCGACUGAGUUUGAGUUGACGUUUAUUCUCUGAAACUGUUCAUACUUAUCAAGAUUUCUGUCUGUCUGCUUUGUUCUGUCUUAUGUCUGAUUUUCUUGCUGGGACAUGUAGGAUUUUUUUUUUUUGUUUAAAAGUUACAAUAAAGUUACAUGUGUUUUCACUAUAUUCAUUUUAAUUCAUAUUAUUCACACUAUUUAUAGAAUUAGAGGACUUGUUGGUUCAAAAAUAACUUUGUUACCCUCCAAAUGGUUCUUCAGAGCAUGUUUUAAUGGAGUCUUUAAACCCAUUAAUGAACUUUGUAUAAACUUUUGUUUUUAUACUCUCUGCUGUGGUGCGUUCACGGAUGCUUUACUGUCUGUGAAUUUAGAAUUUACUUCAUUGUUUAAACUGCAAAAGACAAGAAAAUUUAUAUAAUCAUCUCCCUAAUGUUCAAGUUUGCUUGUGCUCUUUUUGGUUUUUUGUUUUACUGUAUGAAAAGCCUUCAAAAACAAAAUGCUUUUUGUCACCAUCACUUUGAUAAUUGUUCUUGCAAGUAUUAAACUCGCACAUUCUUGGAAAACCAGUCAGUAGUGAUGUACAGUUUACACAAUUUGGAGUUAAAAAAAAAAAGUUCAAACAAACACUUUAAUGCUCAUGGAAUAAAUAGAAAUGAACUCAGAAGCCUGUCAGUCUGAGCAGGUUUGAACCAGAGGAAAUAUUCCAGAAAGUGAAACCAGUUUCAGUGUUCACACCAGACUUAAAAAAAUUUGUGCUUAUCCUCUAAGUUUAGAAUAGAAUAGAAUAAAUUUUUCAGUUGGGAAAAUCUAAAUGUUGGUUUUUGUGGUCUGUUUGUUCAUCAUGUGAUUUAUUCAGCUUCCUGCUUUUUAAACAUUAGAAUGAAAGAUGUCAGUGAAAUCAUUGUUCUCAGGAAACCUCAUACUGUUGGCCGUUUUCAUCGUCACACACCUGCAUGAAAACCUGUACAGAGUUACAAAGUCCUGCAGAGGAUUAACAGAGGCAGGAAAAUAAAAUCUGAUUCAUCAGUUGA
Molecule: messenger RNA, 3198 nt
Organism: Scatophagus argus
Lineage: Eukaryota; Metazoa; Chordata; Actinopteri; Scatophagidae
Product: very-long-chain (3R)-3-hydroxyacyl-CoA dehydratase-like
Exons: 11
Coding region: 159-1244 (361 amino acids)
Biological process (GO): sphingolipid biosynthetic process; fatty acid elongation; very long-chain fatty acid biosynthetic process
Cellular component (GO): endoplasmic reticulum membrane
Molecular function (GO): 3-hydroxyacyl-CoA dehydratase activity
Source: RefSeq, a predicted model, not a curated record